This is a messenger RNA of Pelodiscus sinensis (Chinese soft-shelled turtle), 8012 nucleotides long. The record is from RefSeq and is a predicted model, not a curated record. NCBI's taxonomy places the organism in Eukaryota, Metazoa, Chordata, Testudines, Trionychidae.
UGCCCUUUCAGCCCUUCUCCCCAUUAGGCUGCUUCAACUUGUGUCCCCCUCCUGGGCCACUCCCAGCCCCUAGCCUAUUCCCUCCCUCUUGUGUGGAGCCCCUGCGUCCUCCCAUCUCGCCCCACAAGCCUUGCCACUGUCAGACCCUCUUCUGCUACUUCCUGAUCCCCCCUCCCGUUCUUUUUCAGCCCCCUUUUCCUACUGUGGCUCUUACCUGCUUCAUUUUCCUCUUUCAUACCUGCCCCUUCCUACUCCCAAUGCAAUGUGCACCCCUCUUCCAUUCCCCCUAUCAACCACGGAUGCUGAUCCCUGGAGCACUGGCAAAACUACCAGUUCUCCUUUCCCUCACUGUUCUCUGUACUCCUGCCAGAUUGAUGUCAGCUGGGGUUUAGCAAGGGGGGUAAGCAGGGUGGGAGAGGAGAGUUGAUCUGGCUCCCUGAAGACCCCCUGCUCUACUGUAGCUCCUGAUGGCAGGGAGGAGGGAAAGAAUCUGUAGGGGGACCCUGUUGACUCCCAAAAGCCCACCUGGAUGUGCUACAUUUCAGCAGAGAUGGGAGCAGACCUCGCUGGGGGUAAGGGAGGAUGCCUUGGCAGAUGCUUUCUUGUCCCCUCAAAGAAAAUUGGUGCUUUACCCUCAGACCUGUCUGACUUUAGUGAAGAGAUCAUGACUGAAGUCCUCUUUUCAGCUGUUUUGAAUGGGACUGAAACCAACAUUCUGUCAAACACUGGCUGGACUCUGGGAAAUGCCACAACCAAAUGUUCCCUAACCAAAACCGGCUUCCAGUUCUAUUACCUGCCCACUGUCUACAUUCUGGUCUUUAUCACUGGAUUCCUAGGUAAUAGUGUGGCAAUCUGGAUGUUUGUCUUCCACAUGAGACCAUGGAGUGGCAUCUCAGUUUACAUGUUCAAUCUGGCAUUAGCUGAUUUUUUGUAUGUCUUGACACUCCCUGCCCUCAUCUUUUAUUACUUCAAUAAAACUGACUGGAUUUUUGGAGAUAUCAUGUGCAAACUGCAAAGGUUCAUCUUCCAUGUAAAUCUAUAUGGCAGCAUUUUGUUUCUGACUUGCAUCAGUGUACACAGAUACACAGGGGUAGUGUAUCCUUUGAAAUCGCUUGGGAGACUGAAGAAAAAGAAUGCUGUUUACAUCAGUACCCUUGUUUGGGUCAUUGUUGUAGCUGGGAUUUCUCCUAUUUUGUUCUACUCUAGAACUGGGAUAAGGAAAAAUAAAACUAUUACAUGUUAUGAUACAACAACUGAUGAUUAUCUGAGAAGUUACUUCAUUUAUAGCAUGUGCACCACUGUGUUUAUAUUCUGCAUCCCGUUCAUAUUGAUUCUUGGUUGUUACGGGCUAAUAGUGAAAGCUUUGAUUUAUAAGGAUUUGGACAAUUCUCCUCUUAGGAGAAAAUCAAUUUACCUUGUUAUUAUUGUGUUGAUGGUCUUUGCUGUAUCUUAUCUUCCCUUUCAUGUGAUGAAGACCUUGAAUCUAAGAGCCAGACUGGAUUUUCAGACUCCACAAAUGUGUGCCUUCAAUGACAAAGUGUAUGCUACUUACCAAGUGACAAGGGGUUUAGCUAGUCUCAACAGCUGUGUAGACCCUAUUCUGUAUUUUUUGGCAGGUGAUACCUUUAGAAGAAGACUUUCCAGGGCAACCAGAAAAGUGUCUAAAAGAAGCGAGCUCCAUGUACAAUCAAAAAGUGAGGAAGUAACUCUUAACAUUUUAGCAGAGUAUAAACUGAAUGGAGACACAAGUUUGUGAAUGCAAAAGACUUGCAAGCAUUUACAAAACAAAACAAACCCCUCUGUUUUUAAUGUAGUAGAAUGCUCUAGUGCCACAACUGGGAAAAAUCUAGUGAGCCAGCUGGCAAACUUGUUUUGGAGGGGUGAAAGGGUGUCUCAUUUUGUGAGUCCAGGGAGAAUUUAAGCAAAGUAAAUGCUUUUCAAAAAAUCUUAAGGGAGGAAAAGCACAUCAGAGUUCUGUUUUUAUCUUUUUUUUUAUGUUCACAUCAGUAUAUCUUUCUGACUGGUGUCAGAUAAAAUGAAACAAAGCAAAUCCCAUAGAGGAAAAAUAUAGCUUCAAACGUGCUGCAGUUGUUAAUUCUUUUCUCUCUCCAUUAAUAACAACAGAUUAAAAAAUAAAUCUCCAAGAAAAAUAAAAAUACUUCCAUCCAUAGCCUCUUCUUUUACACUCACACUAAAAGUUGUUUACAUUAAGACUAUGAUGCAGGAAUCUUGAAUGUUACCUUGUGAUUUCUGCAUUUUCUAUUUCUGGAGCAAGUGAUACAAUUUUGGUAGCUUAGUGGUGUCUUUUCUGAUUGUAUCUUCACUAAAGGCUUGAUUCUUAUAAGGAUAAGUUCCUGGUCCAUGUCUAUCAUGAUUCACACAAAUUAUUGUUAUUGUAUAUGAAAACUAAAAGUGAUAUCUUGGUCCUGUUGAUGUCAAUGCUUUUGAUUUUAGAAGGCCCAGAAUUUCAUAUGGUGUUUGCGUACAGACGGAUGUCUAGCUUUUUAUGCAAGCAGCUACCAAGGCAUGCACAGUCACACUACAUUUUAUGUAGAUAUCACCUACAAAUCUGAGUACGGGUGAGCCUUUACUUCUGAAAAAAAAUGGACCUGCAUAUCUAAAUAUUCAAUAUUUCAGUCCUUGCUGAAGUAAAACCCUCACUAUCCUCAGUGGAAAGAACCAAACAAUGGACCUAAAUAAUGAUUGCAAGAAUGGUUUGGGGCAAAUAGCAGGACCAAAUUCACAGAUUUGGAAGAAACCUGCUAUUUAGGAUUACAAAUCUUGGCCAGUCCUUUGUUGCAGCUCUCACACUUGGCACCAGAUGCUGGAAGCUGAUAUGAAUUAUCUUACAGGUAACAUACUCUAUUAUUGAAAAUACUUUAAUUUUUAUCCACAUAAAAGUCAGAGAUAUUUGAAUUAUCUUAACCUUCAUUUAGUACAAGCAUUUUUCACUAGCUUAUCAUCUUGUGAUAACACAAGUUGUUUCCCCGGCAAAUUCUUAUCAAAAUAGGUUAAAGAACAAUAUUUGUUGGAAUCAGGAAAAAAGAUACAUUUAAUGUUUUAACUGUGAAUAAAGAAUUACUGUAUCAAUAGAAUGUUGUAAACCACUGCAAAUAAUUUCAUGCUGAGGAGUGGGUACCUUCAUAAAUUGUCUCACCCAAAUGUGUACAAGGGUCACCUAAAAUUUGGCAAAAUAAUACAUUCUAUAACGCAGCAGUCAGUGAAGAUUUGAGGACAGGCAGUAUUGUGGGGAACAUAGCCUUAUUUCAUAUGGAUAUCGUUGGAAAUGUCUCAAAGUAUUAUUCAGUUUGAUGCACAAAGUGGUGUGGUAUGUAAUCAAGUAAAUGAUUUUAAUAACUUCCAAAAAACUUUAUACUAGAGAUUAAAAUAAAAUAUUUCCAUUUUAUUAAUUUCCAAGGACUGAGUACAUGCAGAAAAUGAAUAGCUCUAGAUAUUGGUUGAUAACUCAGAAAUAUAAAACUACUUGUCUGCACAAAUUAUUUAUUUAACUUAUUUAUUGCAAUACUAAGUACAAUUAUAAAGUAUUGUUUAAUAACAUUUUUAAUUCUAUAUUUUUCAUAUUUUCAGAAUUGGGCAUUAAUGGAAAAAUAGAACAGCAUGUUUGAACUGUUGUAAUACCUUGUACUCUAACUGAACAUCUUUUAUAUUAAACUCUCAGACAGAGCCCUGCAAUACAUUUUGGACUACCAUUUGCUGUUGAUGUACAGUCUGUAUGUAAUUUAAGCUACUCUUUAGCAAGCAUAACAUUUUAUAACAAUGCUCAAAAUCUCACAUAAUCCUCUAAAUCAAAAAAAAUGUAGAUGCAAUGCAAAAAAUCAAGACAAACUCUUUGUGACACAACAUAAUUAAAUGUAUAGACUUUGGUUCUCGUUAACACUAAGGCAAAGUCUACACUACAAACCUUACAACGGCACAGAUGUAUAGAUGUAGCUGUGCUGUUGUAAGGUGUCCAUGUAGCUGUGCUGGUGGGAGGUAGUGCUCCUUCUGACAUAGCUCUGUCUACACCAAUGCUUUUCUCUGCAAAAUUUAUGUCAUCUGGGGUGUGUUUAUUCACACUUUGAACUGACAAAAAUUUUGCUGACAAAAAAGCUAGUGUAAACAAAGCCUAAGGCGCCUUUAUGCUACCAGAGAAGGAGAAUCAACCCAACAGUACAUGGUGCGUAACUGCACUUUUGAGACCAUACUUAAUUGACAAAUGCAUUGAUAGGCUUGGCAGAUGAAUUAAGGAUAGUGUUAGAAUGGACUUGUAGACUGUGCUUUGAAUAUCUGUUUUUAAGGGUUCAAAUUCCAAGUUGGAUUUUUUCAGUUUUAUGAUCUAUUUUUUUCCUUCAAUUAGAAAAUUUUGAAACAUGAAACACAUGUGCUCAAUAGAUUUACAUAAUUUUUUAUUUAGAUACGUUUUUAAAUAAAAGUAUCAACCCACUGUUGUUGUUUUUUAAUGUGUAUCGAUGCUAUGCUAAGCCAUAUUGGCUCUCCAUUAAUGUAUAUUAAAUCUAAAAAAUCAGCAGCAACAAAAUAUUAGGGGGUACAUAUAGGGGAAGUAAGGAUCUGCACAAAUCCAUGGGAAACUCAGGAAGCCAAUGUUCUCUCUCAUUAAGUGGUAGAAUGUCCACCACUCUGCUACUUUGUGAGGUACAACAUUCUCCCUACAGCAUAUUGGUUCCCAAACAUGGAAUGCUAUUGUGCCUUCCCCAUAUACAGGCCACAAAACAGUGGAAAGUUCAUUUUUUAAUCAUCUUGUCUGUCUAAACUCAUGUAACAGACAGGCCCAAUAACUCAUUAUGGGCCAUUGUGGUAAUAUUUUAUGUAAACAAGAUUAUUUUUUAAAGAUGAUUUGCAGAGGCAAGACACCUCUUUCCAGUAACUUUACAUCAGUUAUGUCCUAGAAGUCUCCAUGGUGCAAUUAGGAGAGGUAUUAAUCACAUUUUAAUCUUAAAACGUACUCUGUUUUCUUUCUUUCAGGUCCUGUGACAUUCAGAACUACCAACACUGCCAUCCUAUUCUGAUGUGAGUCCCUAACAUGCACCAUACUGAGAUGUCGCAGCUACCACUGAAUGCAGCUGGAACAUGGAGCUGGUCCAAAAAAAUCUCAUGUUAAGUUCACACUUUUUACAACAUGACAGUGUUUUGCACACAUUCUGUACCUCAGAGUAGAUAGAACCACUGCAAAAUCAAGUCACAGGAUAAUAAGAGUGACUCUAACUCAGUGCUCCAGCAUGGCUACUUUCUACCUGCAGCAUCACAGCAUGGUGUGUGUUGGGCAAUAGCAUCCGAGGAGGAUCUGGUGAACGGUGGCAGGGCUGGAUGAUGUGGGACCAGAAAUAAAUUGUUUUCUUACUCAAAGUGGUGUAACUCCUUUGGGAAUUAACCAGAUAUAUUGGUAAAUACCAGUUUGGUAUUCAAUCUUAUUAAAAUGAAUUUAAUACUAGUGAAAGGUCUGACAGGCCUUGAGGUCCUGACAGGCCUUGAGGACAGCUGUCCCCUAUCCCCCAUUUAUUCACAACACAAGCAUCAAUAGAGAAAAUCCCCUAAACUUGCCUCACCAAACUGACCUAAAGAAACCACCUCUAAGCCUGUGAGGUGUAUAUAGUGUUCAUUUCCAUUCAGACCUUGCUGACACUGCUGAGAAUGAGGCCAUUUAGUGAUAGUAGACUUUAUAGACUUUUUCACUAGGACCUGGACACAGGCAAUCACCUCCUUACACAAAAGCUGCCUAACAGUACUGACUUUGCUUUUUAGUGUGCUUGACCAGACUUGAACCAGCUAUUUUCUCUUGGCAUCUUUGCUUGGUAAUCUUCUAAAUGUACAUUAUUUAUUUAAAGAUCCAUAAAAGCUCUUAGGAUAAACACUUUUAUUAAAAAACCCUUUAAAGAAAUAGAUAUUUGAUCUAAACAGAGCUAUAAUGAUCUGUAUAGAAACAAGUGACUGUUCAUGGUAUAUUUGCAUUUUAUAGGUCGAUAGGGUCAAAUCUACCUCAUUUAUGCUCAUGUGCUCCCAGGAGGCAUAAUGUCUAGUACAAUAUGAAGCAAUUGUAAUCUAGUUACUGUAUGGCAGUGGGCACUUUAGAAAUUUCAGUAGCUUGAUAUAUUAUCUAUUUAAAUUUGUUGUUUUUUAAACUAGUAGUUUUGAGUCCAGUUUAUGCAUUAGUAGCCUAAUUAAAAUUACAUUUUAAAGACAGCAAGUGUCAAGUUCUGCCACUGGAUGAACAUGAGUAGGUCCCAUUGAAUUUAGGGACAACUUCUCAUGUACAUUUAAGGACAGAAUUUGGGAUUCAGUUAUUGUUUUUGUAUGGGACACAUAAUAAGCAUUAAUAAUUGCAUUACAGCAUUCCCAACAUUAAAACCCAUGGUAGGGAAACUUCAGGAUUUUCCUUUCGCCAAGAUGCCACUGAAUUCUUCCUUCAUGAGAAAAGAUGGAGAAACAAUGGAGGCAGGGGACACAGGACCUGUAGGCUGCAGAUCUGUCAAGGGCCAGCACUCCUCCAUCUGGCAGCUAGUUAACCCUGGUGAACCGCCAUCAUUUUAUUGCCCACUCCUGCCUUAAAGAGAUGUGGUCUUGCUACUGGUCAUUCCAGUUGAACUUGUACUGUUUCCCUCUUUGUGGGGAGGAUACAGUGCACACUACAGGGAAGAGCAUUAACUCCUGUUCCUAUUGCCCAUUGCAUCUCAAUGGAUUCUGAGUGGCACAUGAAAUAUAAAUUGGCUGUUCCUUUUAUUCACUCAUCUUCUACUCCAAAAGUGGGAUCCUCUGGAUCACAGCACAAAAGAAGAGGAAAACAUGUCAUCCUGGCUUGGCUUACUCCCACUGCUUCUGGGGCUUUUUUUUUUCUGUCCAUAUUGCUUUCGUGUUUUAUUUGGUCUGGUGUGUACCUCGUACCCAAAGGAAGCAAUGAUUUCUAACAUCUUGCCCAUUUUCCAAAAAUGUAAUUAAUACUUGUUAUUCCUAGUCAAAAUCAUUAUAGUGCCCACUUUCUAUCUUGAGUAAAGUUUUGCUGGAUUCUACCUGCAGUUCUCUCUCUAGACAUUCAUUUCAUGAGCAUGGGUUCUGAGUACCCAUGUGGGCACAAUUCCCAGAAAUGUAUCUGGAAGUUCCAGCACCAAUAAUAUAUAGCAUUUAUAUAAUAGCUUACAUGUUCAGUGUGAUGUUAUACAAACAUUAACUCCUUUCUAAUGAAGAUAAGAAUCAUUAUUCCUAUUUUAUACACAGACAAGCUGACACAGAGAGGUGAAGCAAAUUGCUCAUACAGUUAAUCAACAACAGAACCAGGAUUAGAAUCUGGAUGAUUCUGACUCCCAACCCCAGUAUUCAUUCAUAUAACCAUGCUACUUCUUGUACAUGUAAUUAAUGGGAGCUUUGCAUGCAUAUUUGAGGGCAGAAUUUGACCUUCAAAUGGAAGAUGUCUUAGACCCACUAAAAAUCCUUAAAUAUAAUAUAGUAGCUUGACUUCCAGUGUUUAUCACUAUUAUAUUUGCUGUACUAUUUUUAAUUCCUGAUGUUUUAGUCACCAUUGAGAAUUUGACCACUUAGUGUUGUAUCUGGGGUGUAAAUUGUAUUGGCAUCAUCAUUUCAAACUAUUAUGAAGGAAUACAAUGAGAUUUACAUGCUAAAAUGUUUUGUGAAUUUGGAUUACAUUGUGUUUCAAGUGCAUAUGUGAAAAUGUUUAUUUUUCUAUAAUUCUAUGUGAUUAAUAUCGGUGAGUGCAUCUAAUAUACUUGUGAUUAGCAGUGCCAUUUACUUUGACUUGCCUAUGGAGAGAGUGUUACUCAAUAUUUAAGCUUCUCAGGUUCUGUAGUUGCUUUAACUAAAAAAACCUAGUUGUGCAUAACUCAUGAAUAAAAUAAUUGUUUAUUUUCUAUAAAGCACCGUGUCAUUUGCAUGCAGUUUUUGUGUAAGGCAUGGUGUUAGAAAUUGUAACAAUUUUUAGUGACAACAGAAUUGCAAUGCAAUCAUCAGAGUUACUGGCAUUGUACCUAUCAACUUCAGACUGAACA